AUGGACUUCUUAGGUGUACCUCGUGGUGCAAUCCGCGCCAAAGCGUACCAGAAGUUGGCGAAGCUCUCUGUUGAAAAUACGUCAAAAACUACUAAGGAAAACUUCAAUGCCUUAUUCACUUCCACUUCGCAGCCUACAGAGUUGUCCCUGGUGGCCAUGUCUUUGAAGGAAUUCGAGAUCUUGUCGGCACUAUGCGACGCUGUAAAUGGAGACAUGGUCAAUAAGGACCAGGUCCAUGUAUUGGAGGGUAAAUUUCACUUGUACUUGCUUGAGUUACCUCGCCAGAAGUUCUCGAGUGCAGUGUUUGAAGCUACUGGGCUGAUGGCUCCAUGGCACAUUUUGGGUGAGAAGCUUGCUACAGCCUUGCUGCAACUAGCAACGAAGUUUGACGGUGUCUUGCUUGAUAAGGUUUCGGAAACUUUCACAAUGUUUGUGAAGAAGUUUUUUGCAAACAAUGAUCUCGAUUGUCUGGACUACUUAACCUUGUUGGGUGUUAUUAGUGGAUUGGUGCAAAGUGCUCAGUUCUUCGUAUCUUCUCCACGAGCAUUCAAGGUCUUUACCCAAUUGGACGUGUGCAUUGAUAACAUCGACUUCUUGAAUGAUGUAGAGUCGUACAUCACUACGGCCUACUCAUACGGGGACCUUCGCAAGUUCCUUGACCACCACGGUGUCGGCGAGUUUUCGCCAAUCUUGUUCGUGGAAAGAUUGAGUGUUUUAAUGAGCGCAAUUGCAAACUCCAUUGUGCGUGUUGGUGAAGCCACCAAUUUAUUGGAUUCCUUGUUGGCCAAGGCUGCUGCUGACCAGGAUGAAGAAUUUGAUCCUUUGUCUGAAAACUUACCUAAUGCUACGCUGGCUACGGAUGCGCCUAAUGGAACCAUUCGCUCCAUUACGAGCAAUUCAGACAUUUACUCCAUGACUGAGGAUGCUCCUUUGGGUCCAUUGAAUGCUUCUCAAAUGGACUUCCUCUCUCAACUCGCUGAUCUUGCUCUUGCUAAGAUCCAGUUUUUGGACCGUGGUGAAUCGUACAUCGUAUACUCCACCUAUGCUCGUUUGGAGCUCGGCUACCAAGCAAAAAGUCACUUUUUGCUGGUCAUCGGUUGUGGCGCUUACAACAAAUUAGUCAGUGUCGACACUGCUGUUAAGAUCUUUCAUAAUUCGGUGAGCAUCUACGAUGUGAUGUUGGACCGUAAUCUUGGCUCUGCAGUGAUUCAAUUGGGUUCCUUGCUCACUUUCAUAGAUUCUUCUGUCGGAUCUUCCUUGACGAGGUCUUUUACUUCAUUGGUUGCAAACCCAAAUUUCGACUCGCACAGCUGUCAGGUGGCUUCCAAGAGCGUUGGUCUUGCUAGCAAAGUGCUCUCGCAAGAUGCUGUGGUCACAACGAUUUAUGCCUUGACAAACUUGUUGUUUGUUGGUAAUGACGGCUUGCAGUUGAAUUACCGUGCCAGAAGAAACACUGGUCUUAGAGGUGCCUCCACUGGUGAUUCGUCUGGGAUUUCACCUCAAAUCGAGAACGGUGGUACAGGUGGCCGUCUUAUUUCAAGCAACAGUAUCCUGAGAAGAGGUGUCUCAACCGGUACCAAGGACUCCUUCAACUUCACUGAAAGCGAAUACAAAAAGGUAUGCGAGCAUGCUGUUAUCGCUAUUGGUGAGGUUGUAGCCGCUUGUGGUGAUGAGAGCGUCAGCACUUUGGCAACUACAAUCUUAUCGCAGAAGGCUUUGAAGUUGAACAAGGUGGUUGCACCCUUGUUACUUAAGGGUUUGGUAUCUACAGCACCAUACUUGCCCGAAAAGGAGUUUGUCAUCUUGGUCAAGUUGAUUCACAAGUUGACGUUUGAUGCCUAUGACAGCAAGAAACAAGAACUUUUGGACAUUUUGCAGGAGAAGGCUUGUGACUUGUCGAGAUCACUCACCCAGGAGAACCCGUUGUACAUGGUAUAUUUGUCUGAGCUUUUGAGUGCUAUUGUUAGUAAAGGUGACGUCCAAGUUUUGGAUCAUCACCGUUCUCAUGGCGAAAUCAGUGCGAUUGGUGAUCAGAUAUCUCUCUAUUUGAAGCCAUUGGCAGCACUCUUGCCUGAUGUACACAAGGGUGAAAAGCCAGUCAAUAUCUCUGACAACAAAAUCGUUGAGUUGUUUAGGAACAUUUGGUUCAACAUGGUAGUCCACGGAUACUCCAUCAACUCUACUCACGGUAAGACUUUUAGCGCUGAGUUGGAAAAAAUCGCCUACAACACGCCACCAUUGGCUUCUGUCGUAUCUUGGAAUAGAACUGAGACAUCCUUGGAAUUGAACACGGUAUUGAAGCGUGGCUCUUCAAACCACAACGUCAAGGACCACAGGCACAUUGUCGGUGAUGUGUUUGAGAUUUCGAGAACAACUUCGCAUUCGAAGUUGAUGUUUUUGGCUGCUGCCUUGUUCGUGGAGUCACUCAGAGUCAAGACUGGUGACUGUCACACUAUCUUGAAAUAUUAUUCUGAUCCAUCAAUGAGAACUAGUGGCAUUGACAAGUACAUCGGAUCCAUUGCUUUCCAGAUUAACAAGGACUUCAUCGAGUUGGUUCAUUGCGGAGCUGAUAAGCAGUUUUCCGCUGAUAACAUUGCUGAACAACUCACUCACAUGUUAACUUUGUGUUGUUACGGCCAAGAAGAUUUGCAGGAUGCUGCUAUUAAGUGCUGCGACUUGCUUAUCAACAAGGUGCCCUCUUCCUUGUGCCACCACAGAAGUUUGUUCGCUUUGUUUGAUUUGUUGACGCUUUUGUACGACAGUGUCAUGGAUGCUGAAGUUAGUCAGUACGAGCCAACUUUUGCUUACACAGCGAAGAAGACUGGAAUACAAUUGAACUUACCGGAUUCAUAUGUUUGGAGGGAGACCACAUUCAAGAGGUUUCAUGAGAAGGCGAAGCAUUGGACCACUUUGCUUUUGGCCAAGUGCAACUUUGACACCAAGAGUUUGAUUCAGGCUUACGUCUCUGAUCCAGAGGGACUGUUUAGUAAACUGGGUGUUCAGUUCGGCGUCUCCUUUGCGUUAGAAGCGGCUGGUAGUAUCGGGCCAGCUGAUCGUGAAUUGGUGAAUUUCAAUCAAAAUAGUCUGAAUUUGCUUCCAGGUCUUGUAUCCCAGUUGACUUGGAGGUCAAACUUUGUAUCAGACUUGAUGAACAGAGUCCCUUUGCACACCCCUGCUGCUGCUGAAGAGGCAAUACGUGAAUUAAGGGUCCAAGUUAAAUCCUUGAAGCACUUGAUUGCCGACGAGGGCCAACACGUUCCAAAUCGUGAUGUUCUUGAUCUCAUGAGUGAACUUGCUGGGUUUUCUCUUAUUCAAGAUAACAACUUAGCAGAAGCUGUCCGCUACUUGGUUGAAAUCCCAUUUGUGAUUUUUGAGUCUAGUAUUAUGAAGGGCGCCUUAGGUAUUUGGGGAGCUGUCAUGAAGGAAAAGCCAAAUCUUUCGAUUCUUGUUUUGUCAGAAAUUACGAAGAGAUGGGAGAUGUCCAUCAACAUGAAGCAAGGUGUUUACUCCACAGAACACGAUCUUCAGGACCCUGAGUUUGCCAAGAUGGAAUACGCACCAAGUAAUUACCAGUACGCUUCUAAGCGAGCGACCGCUGUUAGUAAGUCUUUCCAGCCGCAUUCCGAAAUUAUUAAAUUGCUUUCUUCCAACUUUGAAGCUACUUUGAACCAAAGUGACCACUUGUUAAAAAUAUUUACGAGAUUCGUGAAAGCAGGUUUGCAAAACUUGACUUCGGCAAGUUUACAUCCAUUUGCAAGAUACACUAGAUUUGAGUUGAUAAGGUUUGCUUUUGAUGUAUUGAACUAUCACAUCAAGUUGAGAUCUAGAUCGAGCCAACGUCUCACUGAAUUGAUCAUUGAUGGCUCUUUGUCCUGGUUCAAGGGCAGAGCUAGCUUUCCAUUUGGCUCAAAUGUUUUGAAGGUCAAGGCAGACUUCACGUUGUUGAAGGAGGUCACCAAAAUGUUGAGCAAUCUCAACACUUUCAACAACAGCACAUUGGAACUGAAAAAGACUUUAUUGAUGUUCUUCUUGGAUGACGAGAUUUCAAAGAUUUCUGUGUGGUUGAACCCAACACUGCCAAAUGACACAAGGGGCUCCUUUGCCUCAUCUCACUUGAGUGGCGAUCAUAUCACCAGAGCAUACGAUAUCAGCCCUAGAUUAGCUGUGAACUUGGCAAACCGUUACAAGCUCAGAAAUUUGGACGAGAUUUUGCAAAGUUUGAUCACCAAAAACCCCUUGCCCGCCCUUACGUGCCCCGACGCUGUUCAAUACUUUAUUGGCAUCAACGCAGGGUCCAGUAUGCCAACCCAUCACUUGUUAUUCUGGGAUGCUUUGUCACCGAUUGAUGCGAUCACUUUAUUCUUGCCUCCAUUCGGUAAGAACCCAUACAUUUUGCAAUACACCAUGAGAUCACUUGAGCAUCACGAUGUGAAUUUGACCUUUUUCUACGUUCCUCAAAUCGUUCAAUCUCUCCGCUACGAUGCGAAGGGAUAUGUCAAGAGGUUCAUCGUUGAAACCGCUAGAGUUUCUCAAUUGUUUGCUCAUCAGAUUAUCUGGAAUAUGUUGGCCAAUAGCUACAAAGACGAAGAUGCCACCGAGCCAGAUUCUUUGAAGCCUGUUUUGGAUGAAUGUCAGCAAUUGAUGUUGGAUAGUUUGGAUGAGGAAGAUUUGGCAUUCUAUAAGAAGGAGUUUGGUUUCUUCAACGAAGUUACCUCCAUCUCUGGCAAAUUGAAACCGUACAUCAAAAAGUCUAAGGCGGAAAAGAAAGUGAAGAUUGACGAAGAGAUGGCAAAGAUCGUUGUUCAGCCAGACGUGUACUUGCCAAGUAACCCUGAUGGAGUUUUGGUGGACAUUAACAGAAAGUCAGGUAAGCCAUUACAGUCCCACGCCAAGGCGCCUUUCAUGGCAACAUUCAAGAUUAAAAAGGAAAUUGACGAUGUUGAUGAGUACGGGAACACUGUCAAGGUGCCUAUAGAGAAGUGGCAGAGUGCCAUCUUCAAAGUUGGUGAUGACUGUAGACAAGAUGUGUUGGCAUUGCAAUUGAUCUCUGUCUUCAGAUCUAUCUGGUUGUCCUGUGGUUUAGACCUUUAUGUCUUCCCAUACCGUGUGACUGCCACUGCCCCAGGUUGUGGUGUUAUUGAUGUUUUGCCAAACUCGACAAGUAGAGAUAUGCUUGGAAGAGAGGCCGUUAACGGAUUGUACCAAUACUACAUCACAAAGUUUGGCCCCGAAAACUCCAUUGAGUUCCAAAGAGCAAGAAACAACUUGAUUAGAUCGCUAGCAGCCUACUCGAUCAUCUCUUACUUGCUUCAAUUCAAGGACAGACACAAUGGUAACAUCAUGUACGACGACCAAGGCCAUGUGUUGCAUAUCGACUUUGGUUUCUGUUUCGAUAUUGUGCCCGGAGGAGUCAAGUUCGAAGCAGCUCCAUUCAAGUUGACCAAGGAGAUGGUGAUGGUUCUCGGAGGCAACGAUCAGACACAAGCUUAUAAGUGGUUUGAGGAGCUUUGUAUCAAGGGAUACCUCGCUUGUAGGCCAUACAUGGAAACGAUUGUGAGGUGCGUGAACCCAAUGUUGGAGAGUGGGUUGCCUUGUUUCAAGGAAACCACAAUCAAGAAGUUGAGAAAAAGAUUUUCACCUGGCAAGACCGAGAAGGAAGCGGCACUAUUCUUCAAGGGCUUGAUCAAGAAGUCGUACGAGAGUUUUUACACCACCGGUUAUGACGAGUUCCAACGUCUUACCAACGGUAUUCCAUACUAA
Molecule: messenger RNA, 5760 nt
Organism: Candidozyma auris
Lineage: Eukaryota; Fungi; Ascomycota; Pichiomycetes; Serinales; Metschnikowiaceae
Gene: STT4
Product: 1-phosphatidylinositol 4-kinase STT4
Exons: 1
Coding region: 1-5760 (1919 amino acids)
Biological process (GO): phosphatidylinositol-mediated signaling; phosphatidylinositol phosphate biosynthetic process
Cellular component (GO): cytoplasm; plasma membrane
Molecular function (GO): 1-phosphatidylinositol 4-kinase activity
Source: RefSeq, a predicted model, not a curated record